Molecule: messenger RNA, 2142 nt
Organism: Synchytrium microbalum
Lineage: Eukaryota; Fungi; Chytridiomycota; Chytridiomycetes; Synchytriales; Synchytriaceae
Product: glycine---tRNA ligase
Exons: 11
Coding region: 1-2142 (713 amino acids)
Biological process (GO): mitochondrial glycyl-tRNA aminoacylation
Cellular component (GO): mitochondrion; cytoplasm
Molecular function (GO): glycine-tRNA ligase activity; ATP binding
Source: RefSeq, a predicted model, not a curated record
AUGGCCGAGUUGGAUGAUGCAACUCUCGACAAGGAGCUCGCAGAUCAAGGAACUCGUAUUCGAGACCUGAAAGCUCAAGGAACAUCUAAAGCAGAUCUACAACCAGAAGUUGAUAGACUCAAAGUGCUUAAAGACGAAAAGGCUAAGAGAGUGGCAGCUGCUCCCAAGGCACCUACAAAAGAAGCUGCUCCUGUUGCCAACGGUGUCAAACCAUUUGAUAGAGUAGCAUUGGAAGCCAUCUUGACGCGACGUUUCUUUUAUGCUCCCAGUUUUGCUAUAUACGGCGGUGUCGCUGGUCUAUUCGACUAUGGUCCACCAGGCUCUGCCCUCCAAAACAACAUUCUACAACUAUGGCGUCAACAUUUCGUACUCGAAGAAAACAUGCUCGAAAUCGAAUGCACAAAUUUGACACCUCACGAUGUCCUAAAAACCUCUGGCCACGUUGAUCGAUUCGCCGAUUAUAUGGUUACAGACUCUGUCACUGGUGAUAUACAACGUGCUGAUCAUCUAGUCAAGAAUACGUUUAAAGAUAGAUUAGAACAGGAUGAUAAGAUCAAGGCUAGUGGUAGUGAAUCUGAUGGCAAGAAGGCAGCUAAGGGUGGCAAGAAAGCUGCUGAGCCAUUGACUCCUGAAAUGAGGCGGCAGUAUGAAAUCAUUCUUGAACAGCUGGACAAUUAUGAUGGCGAUGGCCUUCACCAACUCAUAACAGACUACAAGAUUUUAUCACCAGAGGGAAACUCAUAUACCGCACCUCGACUCUUCAAUCUCAUGUUUGAAACCUCAAUUGGUCCAACUGGUCAAUUCAAAGGCUACAUGAGACCAGAAACUGCUCAAGGUCAUUUUGUCAACUUCAAAAAACUUCUGGAAUUCAACAACGAGAGAGUGCCUUUCGCUUCUGCGUCUAUCGGUAAAUCAUUUAGAAAUGAGAUAUCACCACGGCAAGGGCUGUUAAGAGUCAGGGAAUUCACCAUGGCAGAAAUUGAAUACUUUGUCGAUCCAGCCGACAAGAAGCAUCGUCGAUUCUCAGAAGUUAGAGAUGUCAUGAUGACAUUCUAUUCUGCUGAAGAUCAAAUGGCUGCAGCUGGUACAAAGGAAAUGACUAUGGGUGACGCUGUUGACAAGGGUAUUGUCAACAAUGAAACCUUGGGUUACUUUGUCGCUCGAAUCCACCUUUUCUUAAUACGUAUCGGUAUUGAUCGAACACGUCUCCGCUUCCGUCAACACAUGAAGAACGAAAUGGCCCACUACGCCUGUGAUUGUUGGGACGCGGAGAUCAAAUCCAGCUAUGGAUGGAUCGAAUGUGUGGGAUGUGCAGAUCGAUCCGCAUUUGAUUUAACCGCUCAUUCUAAACGAACUGGUGAAAAAAUGGUUGUACGACAACCAUUACCUGAACCUGUCGUUCGUACUCGAAUGGUGUUGGAGAUGAACAAGACUAAGUUUGGACCUACGUAUCGUAAGAAUGCGAAAGCUGUAGAAGGGUACUUGAAUUCGUUGAUGGUUGGUGACGAUGAAUGGGAUGAAGAUAAGAUUGUUGAUUUGAAGACACGGAUGGCUGAUGCGGGAAAAGUGACCAUUACUGGUACUGAUGGCAAUCAAUAUGACUUGACAGCUGACGUUGUAACUAUUGGUCCAAAGACUGACAAAGUGAACGUACGAGAGUUCAUUCCAAACGUCAUUGAACCAUCAUUCGGUAUUGGCCGAAUCCUCUACUCGUUGCUUGAACAUAGUUGGUGGACACGAGAAGAUGAUGAGAACCGCACAGUUUUGUCAUUCAAACCUGUCAUUGCACCUACAAAGGCCUUGAUUGUUCCACUGAGCAGUCAAGAGGAGUUUGUGCCAUUCAUCCGAGACAUUUCACGAGAACUACGCAAAGCAGGAGUAUCCAACCGUGUCGACGAUUCAUCAUCAGCUAUCGGACGUCGUUAUUCUCGAAAUGAUGAAUUGGGUACACCGUUUGCCAUUACGGUUGAUUUCCAAACCAUUAAGGAUGAGACAGUUACGUUGAGGGAACGUGAUAGUACCAAGCAGAUUCGUGAAUCGAUUUCAGUCGUUGUUGGUAUAAUACGUGAUUUGGUCACUGAACAAACUACAUGGGAAGAAAUAGCUGCCAAGUAUCCAUCAUUUGUUCAACAAGAAGUAUGA